Teleopsis dalmanni is the source of this 999-nucleotide messenger RNA. RefSeq lists its product as uncharacterized. NCBI's taxonomy places the organism in Eukaryota, Metazoa, Arthropoda, Insecta, Diptera, Diopsidae. The transcript has a single exon. The coding region runs from base 1 to 999 and encodes 332 amino acids. The record is from RefSeq and is a predicted model, not a curated record.
AUGAUACAAAAAUUGUGGAUGCUAGGAAUUAGUUGGGAUACAGAGAUCCCACCCAAUCCACAGGCACAAUGGGAAGAAUUUAAAUUGAGAUUACCUGCAGUUCAGAAAAUAACCAUGAAAAGAUGGACACACCAUUCAGAGAAUAGUUUAAUCGAAUUACAUGAAUUUGCAGAUGCGUCAGAAGCAGGAUAUGCUGCAGUUGUAUAUACAAAGGUUAUCAAUGCAGAAAAGGUUACAAUAUCCCUAGUAGCACCAAAAACCAAAGUUGCACCUAUUAAGCAGGUAUCAUUAGCCCGAUUGGAGUUAUGUGCAGCUCUGCUAUUGAUAAAGUUGAUUAAUUACAUUCAGAAGAAUAACAAGAUUACCUAUAGUAAAGUUAUUGCAUGGUCAGAUUCAAAAAUUGUAUUAAAUUGGCUAAGGCAAUACCCAAAUAGAUGGACUACGUUUGUAGCAAACAGAGUAUCGUAUAUUCAGGAUACGUUUAAAGAGCAAUUUAGAUUUGUUCCAGGAAAAGAUAAUCCAGCAGAUAUUCCAUCAAGGGGAGUAUAUGGUGACAAUCUUAUCUCAAAUAUAUUAUGGUGGCAUGGUCCAAACUGGCUAAUAAAAGAUGAAGGAAAUUGGCCAGAAAAUGAUGAAGUAAUAGAUUUGAAUCUUAUUCCGGAAACCAGAAAAUCUGCAAUAUGUACCGUCGUGGACGUUACCAAAGAUGAAAAUAUUAUUAAUCGAUUUUCUUCAUUAAACAAACUUCUUCGAGUGACAGCUUAUUGUCUUAGAUUCGUUUAUAAUUGUCAUAAAAAGAAAUCCGAAAGAAAGAUCGACAAUUUGUCGGUAGACGAUAUCGAUGCAGCAGAAAUUGUGUUGGUGAAGCAGGCACAAAAAUGUUUUUCAGAUGACAUCAGACGGCUUAAUCUUCAGAAACAAUUAUUGAAAAGUAAUAAGCUGUGUUCAUUAAACCCAUUUGUUGACAGUGCAGGAGUACUAAGAGGGGCAGCAGAUUAA